AUGAAUAGAUAUUUAUUUAAAGUUGGUACCCAAACUACAUCAUUUUUAUUAAGAUCAAACAAUCAAGUUUUCAGAUCAUUCUCGACUGAAAAGAAAUCAAUUUUAGAAACCAUUGAUCAACAAGUUAAAGGUAAUCCAUUGGUUUUAUACAUGAAAGGUACUCCAUCAGCUCCACAAUGCGGUUUUAGUAAUACAGUUGUUAGAAUUCUCGAAGCUGAAGGUGUUGGUAAAUAUGAAUCACAUAAUGUUUUAGAAAAUGACGAGUUAAGAGAUGGAAUCAAAAAAUAUGGUGAAUGGCCAACUAUCCCACAAGUCUAUAUCAAAGGUGAAUUGGUUGGUGGAGCCGAUAUUAUGCUCAAUUUAUAUAAAUCUGGUGAGCUUUCAAAAAUGUUGCAAGAUGCUGGUAUUAUUAAAAACUAA
Molecule: messenger RNA, 420 nt
Organism: Dictyostelium purpureum
Lineage: Eukaryota; Evosea; Eumycetozoa; Dictyosteliales; Dictyosteliaceae
Exons: 3
Coding region: 1-420 (139 amino acids)
Source: RefSeq, a predicted model, not a curated record